ACCAAAUUUAUCUAAAAAAUAAUUGAGAAAGGUUGUAAAUAAAAAUAAAAUUUAAAAAUAAAAAUGGAACUUAAUAAUUCAAAAUUACGGAAAAUAAAUUUGAAACAGAGGAAAGCGAGCGAAAGAUUGGCGCGUGAUUUAAAUAUUAAAUCUUGCGACAAACCGACAAAAUAUUUAUUACUUUGUAAUGCAGGACUAGUUACCGGACUAAAACGUGAAUUAUUAGAAUUAAUAUUAAACAAAAUAAUUUCAGUUAAUUAUGAAAUAAUUUUGCCGCGAGGGAAAUCCUAUUGUUUUAUUCAAUUUUCGGAUGAAAAUUUCGCGUCGACGGUUUAUGAAAAAUUGAAUGGAAAUUUCGAUGAAAAUUUGAAAAUCACUUUGUAUUUUAUUUAUUGCGAAUCGAUUCCGAGGGAAAGUGAGAGCGAAGUUGGCGAUGAUCGACUUCCGGGUGGGCUGCAGGUUCUGGAAAAUUUUAUCAGUCGAGAGGAAGAGAAUCGAUUGUUGGAACUAGUCGACUGGGAUGAAAAUAACGAUAAUUCAGAACUUAAACAUCGGAAGGUUAAACAUUUUGGGUACGAAUUUUGUUACAAGACCAAUGGAAUUAAUCCUGAGCCUAUUGAACCAAUACCGGGAAAUUUGAAUUUUCUCUAUGAUUUGUUUGAAAAAUAUGAGUGGGGGAAAUUCAAAUAUGACCAAUUGACAGUUAAUAGAUACUUACCAGGACAAGGCAUCCCACCACACAUUGAUACCCACAGUGUUUUUGAAGACACAAUUCUAUCCUUAUCAUGCGGCAGUUCAUGUGUAAUGGAUUUUAAACGUGACAAUAAAAAAAUCCAAGUGAACUUACCAGCCCGUUCAUUGCUAAUAAUGUCCGACGAAUCACGUUACGCAUGGACCCACGGGAUCUGUCCUCGUCACCAUGACAUUGUCCAACAAAAACAAUCUGAUAAAAUAUUAACCACCAGUGCAGAACGAGGGACCCGAAUAUCUUUCACAUUUCGUAAAAUUCGGACAGGUGACUGUCAGUGUAAUUAUCACGAGCAUUGCGAUUCAAAAAAAUCUAAGAGACAAAUUGAUAAAUCAAACGCUUCAUUACUGGAAUCUUCUUAUGUCCAUCAAGUUUAUGAUGAAAUUUCAAGUCAUUUUGACGAAACCAGACACAAACAAUGGCCAAAUGUUAUUAAAUUUAUUGACUUCAUUGAUCCCGGGAGUAUAAUUUUAGAUGUCGGCUGUGGUAAUGGUAAAUAUUUGACUACAAAAAAUGGAUUAUUUAAAAUCGGUUGCGACCGAAGCAGCGGACUCUUGAACAUUUGCAUAAAAAAAUCAUACCAAGUAUUCAAAUCCGACUGUCUAAAACUGCCAGUUAAAUCAAAUUCCUGCGACGCUGCGAUAAGCAUCGCAGUAAUUCAUCAUCUAUCGACUCCGGAUCGUCGUCGGGACGCAUUCAUUGAAUUGAUCCGCGUCCUCAGGCCCCAAGGAAAAUGUCUCAUCUACGUCUGGGCUAAAGAGCAACGUCGCAAUAAACAGGACUCCGCUUACCUCAAACUAAAUCCAGGUAAAGUUAAGGACGUUAAUCAUAAAAAUAUUAAAUUGUUCGAGGAUCUAGAACUUCCGGUCCAUGAGAACAGGACUGAUUUUUGCCACAACGACGUCAUGGUUCCAUGGAAGACCAAAGAUGGCGGAGAAUUCCUGAGAUAUUAUCAUGUUUUUGAUGAAAGUGAAUUCAGAAGCUUGUGCGAGAGCUUGGAAGAUAUUAUUGUGAGAGAUAUUUAUUAUGAUCAAGGAAAUUGGUGCUGCAUUUUGGAAAAAAAAUAGUUGAUUAUUUUUUGUAAAAUAUAUCAAUUAAAUUUUAUCAAUUUCAUGUUUUUUUAUUUUAAUAAAAAUUUACUUAUGGAUUUUAAAAUCGACUACAUCCUUAUUAUUUUUAAAAAAUUUUAAGUGAUGGUCCAUUUUACCCCUUUGAAAAAUCUGAAAAAAUUACAGAAUGCCACUCUUACUAUACAGAAUUUAUUCACACUGAUUUUUCCAGACCAACAAUCUACCCCUAUGGACUUAAAUUUCAAAAUAGCAAGUGGUCCAUUUUACCCCCUCAUAAAAAUUUUCAAAAAUUAAAGAACAUUUUUUUUUUUUAUAUAGAAUUUAUUGACACUAGUCUGAUUUGUCGGAACCUACUCCUAGAUGAACUAAAAUUUCGGAGAUGCAAACGACCCAUUUUACCCCCACUUAAAAAUUAAAAAAAAAUUAAAAAAUUUUCCUUAUUUUAUACAGAAUUUAUUCACACCUCAUUUUUCGGACCCGACUUACCCCUACACGGACUGAAAUUCCAAAAUAACAAAUGGCCCAUUUUACCCCCUCGUAAAAAUUUGAAAAAAUAAAAAAUUUUUAUUUCUCUUACAAAAUAUUCACAAAUCAUCAAAAAUCUAAAUUAAAAAAAUUUUUAGCUCUGCUAAUUUCACCUCCC
Microplitis demolitor is the source of this 2461-nucleotide messenger RNA. RefSeq names its product alkylated DNA repair protein alkB homolog 8. Bases 64 to 1815 code for a protein of 583 amino acids. Gene Ontology annotation, molecular function: S-adenosylmethionine-dependent methyltransferase activity; tRNA binding. Lineage: Eukaryota; Metazoa; Arthropoda; Insecta; Hymenoptera; Braconidae. Gene Ontology annotation, biological process: tRNA wobble uridine modification. The record is from RefSeq and is a predicted model, not a curated record. Gene Ontology annotation, cellular component: nucleus; cytoplasm. The transcript is spliced from 4 exons.